Molecule: messenger RNA, 948 nt
Organism: Aspergillus steynii IBT 23096
Lineage: Eukaryota; Fungi; Ascomycota; Eurotiomycetes; Eurotiales; Aspergillaceae
Product: metallophosphatase domain-containing protein
Exons: 1
Coding region: 1-948 (315 amino acids)
Source: RefSeq, a predicted model, not a curated record
AUGCACUCGACACCUGCAGUUCGCACCAAGUUCCUCAUCAUCUCCGACACCCACGCGUGCACACCCUUCCUCGAACACCUGAGCACCGAGCCCGUAGACGUAGCCAUCCACUGUGGCAAUCUUACGACGAACUCGAUGCUCGAAGAAUUCAAAUCCUCCAUCGACCUCCUGUCCCAGAUAAACGCACCCCUAAAGCUUGUCAUCGCCGGUGACCACGACUUUACACUAGACACCCCAACCUACGACGGAGCCUUACAGGACCUCGAGAAUACGCCGGAGCCAGUCGACCCCGAUUUCAUGGCGCAGGUAUACGGGGACCUCGGCGACGCGAGGAGCCUAUUUGAAAACGCGACAGACAACGGCAUCAUGCUUCUCGAUCAGAGCACGCAUCAUUUUGUGCUAGGCAACGGCGCGUCGUUGACCGUUUACGCGAGCCCGUAUACCCCGUGCCUACCCCCGGGGACCGGUGGAUUCCAGUAUCCACGGAGAGAGGGGCAUAUCUUCGACAUACCGAGGGUGGAUAUAGUGAUGACGCAUGGCCCGCCCAAGGGAGUCAUGGACUACACCCUAUCGAAAGAGCGAGCAGGUUGUGCUGACUUAUUUGCCGCGGUGGCACGCGCGAGGCCGCGGAUGCACUGUUUCGGACAUGUUCGUGAGCAAUGGGGCGCGAAGCUGGUGAGUUGGCGGAAAGGAAGCCGGGCGCUAGAGCCGUGCUAUCUGGGAGAUGUGGAUCAUGAGAAGUCAGUUAUUAUUGAGAGGUUGGCGACGUUAGACACUGAGGGAUAUGGCGAGUAUGAAAAGUUUUUCUGGACGAGUCACUGUACGGGGGAUCCGUAUCCGCUGGAAUGGGGGAGACAGACGCUGUUUGUCAAUGCUGCGGUUGAAGGGAGAGAUGGGAGAGUUCAGCCGGCGUGGUUGGUUGAGAUUGAACUUUCGAGAGCUUUUUAG